Pyricularia grisea is the source of this 1788-nucleotide messenger RNA. RefSeq lists its product as uncharacterized. The record is from RefSeq and is a predicted model, not a curated record. Gene Ontology annotation, molecular function: oxidoreductase activity; copper ion binding. The transcript has 6 exons. The coding region runs from base 1 to 1788 and encodes 595 amino acids. Lineage: Eukaryota; Fungi; Ascomycota; Sordariomycetes; Magnaporthales; Pyriculariaceae.
AUGAAUGUUCGAAAGACAAUCUCAGGCAUUGCCCUGGCUCUUAUCUGGGCUAGCGCUGCCCAAGCGGAUCCUAUACCACUCCUAAAGCCAGAAUCCAUCGCCACAGCUGGCGUCCUUCAAGCUAGGCAAACUAUCACCCCUGGUGGUUCUCCUUGUGGCGAACAUGGCCCAACGAACCGCCGGUGUUGGAAGAACAACUGGAACAUCAGCACAGAUUAUGAGGGCGUGAUCCCGACGGGAACCACUCGGACAUUUGACUUAUACAUCACCAAUGUAACCUCAUAUGCUGGGGCUGAUGGUGUCGCCAAGCCGGUCAUGCUGAUUAAUGGGGCUUUCCCCGGUCCAGCCAUACAAUGCGAUUGGGGUGAUUGGCUGGAACUUCGCGUUCACAAUCAGCUUCGAGACAAUGGUACCGGCAUUCAUUGGCAUGGGAUGCACCAGCUCAACAGUAACAAUCAGGAUGGCGCAAACGGAGUGACCGAGUGUCCUAUUCCCCCAGGAAGUAGCCGAAGCUACACUUUCAGGGCCGUAAACUAUGGCUCCAGCUGGUUUCACAGUCAUUUUUCAACGCAAUAUGGCAAUGGCAUCGUGGGAUCAGUCAUCCUCCACGGACCUGCCAGUGCUGAUUACGACGUUGACCUCGGACCAUACAUAAUCACGGACUGGUAUCACGAAACAGCAGACAGGUUGCAGCUUAGGGCGGAGACGGGCGGCCCUCCAGUAGCUAACAACAUAGUCUUUAACGGCACAAACAUCAACCCCAAAGGCAGUGGAGGCCGUUAUAACCGCGUCAAGCUGACCAGGGGCAAGAAGCAUCGACUGAGAAUCAUCAACACGUCUGUAGACGUCGGUUUCACUGUCUCGCUUGUUGGCCACAACUUUACGGUCAUUGCUACUGACCUUGUCCCUGUCGAGCCUAUCAUCAAAUCCCAGCUAUUCCUCGGGGUCGGUCAGCGGUACGAUGUGAUAAUCGAGGCAAACCAAGCUGUUGCGAAUUACUGGUUCAACGCUACACUGGGAGGGGGUGGUCGCUGCGGUACUACCGACAAUCCGUUCCCUGCAUCUAUUUUCGAGUAUGAGGGAGCCCCCAGCAAUGCUAAUCCCACAAACCGUGGAACACCCAUCACUGCCGACUGCCGUGAUUCUACUGGCUUUGCGCCUGUGGUGAAGCGUGUAGCCCCGAGAGACCAGUUCGCCGCGCAAUUCAAGGAGUUGCCCGUCGACGUGACGCAAGUCCUCACAACCCGCGGUACUGUUUUCCAUUGGCUGGUUAACGGAUCUGCCAUUGACGUCGAGUGGGACAAGCCCAUCCUCCAAUACAUUGCGGAGAAGAACACGUCCUGGCCGCGCUCUGCAAACGUCGUGAGCAUGCCCAAACGCAACGUGUGGACUUUUUGGGUCAUCAACAACCUCCGGGCCGGGCUUCCGCAUCCUAUCCACCUCCACGGGCACGACCUACUGCUGCUGGGAACAGGUGAGAGCGGCACUUUUGACGCGACACGGGACAUUGGUUUACUCAACUUCAACAACCCUGUCCGGAGGGACGUGGCGAUGCUGCCUGGCGGGUGGAUGGUGCUUGGGUUUGAGACCAAGAACCCUGGUGCAUGGCUGAUGCACUGCCAUAUCGGCUGGCACGUCAGUCAGGGCCUCAGCGUUCAGUUCCUCGAGCUUCCGGAUGAGAUACCCAAUGUUAUGAAGCUUGACCAGGUACAGCCUACAUGUGAAGCAUGGAGGCGUUACUGGCCCACUGCUGUUUAUCCGAAGUUGGACUCGGGUUUGAGGAGGUAA